Messenger RNA from Lagopus leucura (white-tailed ptarmigan), 11853 nucleotides. RefSeq names its product zinc finger and BTB domain containing 37 (gene ZBTB37). Gene Ontology annotation, biological process: regulation of transcription by RNA polymerase II. The transcript has 5 exons. Gene Ontology annotation, molecular function: DNA-binding transcription factor activity, RNA polymerase II-specific; protein binding; RNA polymerase II cis-regulatory region sequence-specific DNA binding. The record is from RefSeq and is a predicted model, not a curated record. NCBI's taxonomy places the organism in Eukaryota, Metazoa, Chordata, Aves, Galliformes, Phasianidae. The coding region runs from base 218 to 1729 and encodes 503 amino acids.
GGGCCGCCCGUGACAGCGCGGCCGCGCCGUACCCCCGGCAGCCCCGGCGGGGCCUCCGCUGUGCCGCCCGCCGUGUCGGCAAAGGGGGCAAAAAGUUUUGAGACGUUACAACCUCAGAAGAAAAAAGGAGAACAGCAGCACGCCAGCCCCAUUUCCUCCCCGGUGCAUGUUACCAUUAGCGUUACAGUAGGGCCGUACACCUGCAACUCAGACAGCCAUGGAGAAGAGCGGGAACAUUCAGCUGGAAAUUCCUGACUUCAGUAACUCUGUCCUGAGCCACCUGAAUCAGCUGCGCAUGCAGGGUCGCCUGUGUGACAUCGUGGUCAACGUGCAGGGGCAAGCUUUCCGCGCUCACAAGGUGGUGCUGGCUGCCAGCUCGCCCUACUUCCGUGACCACAUGUCCUUGAACGAAAUGAGCACGGUUUCCAUUUCUGUCAUCAAGAACCCGUCUGUUUUUGAGCAGCUCCUUUCUUUUUGCUACACCGGUCGGAUAUGUCUGCAGCUGGCUGACAUCAUAAGUUACCUAACGGCCGCCAGUUUCUUGCAGAUGCAGCACAUCAUAGACAAAUGCACGCAGAUUCUCGAGGGAAUUCAUUUCAAAAUCAACGUGGCAGAGGUGGAAGCAGAAUUGAGCCAGACCAGGACGAAACAUCAGGAGAGACCCCCGGAGUCCCACCGGGUGACGCCAAAUGUGAACCGUUCCCUGAGCCCCCGUCACAACACCCUGAAAGGGAGCCGCCUGGGCCAGGUUAGCACAGUGCUGGACAUUCGGGAGCUCAGCCCACCGGCAGAGUCCACCAGCCCUCAGAUAAUCGAGCAGAGCUCGGACGUGGAAAGCAGGGAACCCAUCCUGCGGAUUAACAGAGCGGGACAGUGGUAUGUUGAGACAGGAGUGGGAGAGCGCGAGGGACGGAACGACGAUGACGUCCGGGUGCUGGGAGGAGUGCGCAUUAAAACAGAGAACCUGGAGGAGUGGCUGGGGACAGAGAAUCAGCCGUCAGGAGAAGAUGGCAGCAGUGCUGAGGAGGUCACUGCUAUGGUCAUCGACACCACGGGCCAUGGAUCAAUAAGCCAAGAGACUUACACGUUAGGGUCCUCCGGGGCCAAAGUGGUGAGGCCGACCAGCAGUGAGAUUGACAGAUUUAGCCCUUCUGGCAGCAUGGUUGCUGUGACUGAGCGGUACAGAUCAAAAAGCGAGUCUCCCGGGCGGAUGGAUGAGCCCAAGCAGCCCAGUUCCCAGGGGGAGGAAUCUGCCAUGAUCGGAGUGAGCGGUUACGUGGAAUACCUGCGGGAGCAGGAAGUGUCAGAGCGCUGGUUCCGGUACAACCCACGGCUCACCUGCAUUUACUGUGCCAAAUCCUUCAACCAGAAGGGCAGCCUGGACCGGCACAUGCGCCUGCACAUGGGCAUCACGCCUUUCGUCUGCCGCAUGUGUGGGAAGAAGUACACCCGCAAGGAUCAGCUGGAGUAUCACAUCCGCAAGCACACGGGCAACAAGCCCUUUCAUUGCCACGUCUGUGGCAAGAGCUUCCCUUUCCAGGCCAUCCUCAACCAGCACUUUCGCAAGAACCACCCGGGCUGUGUGCCUCUGGAGGGGCCUCACAGCAUUUCCCCCGAGACCACGGUCACGUCCCGGGGGCAGGCGGAGGAGGAGUCCCCCCCGCAGGAGGAAGCUGUCGCUGUGGGGGAGACGGCACAGGGAUCUGUGUCCACUACUGGGCCGGAUUGAAGCGCGGCUGUGGAGUCUGGGGAGAAAGGACCGUCUUCCCACUCGGGCUCUGGAGGCAGCACCAACCUCACAGGCUGGUACUGUAAUUAGUGCAAUGCCACCACCGGACAGAAAGAAGCUCCCAAGAUGUUGCCAAAACAGAAAAAUCUCCCUCUCUCUCUCUCUUUCUCUCUCUCUCACACACACACACACACACAAACACACUUAGAGUGUUAAACGUUUUUCCCCUUUAUUCCUCCUGGGGAGAAGCAAGACAACUGUGUCAAUCAUCUUCUUAUUCAGGGAUCGACAGGAUUUUAAAUUUUUGUAAUGUUUAAUAGUGAUCCAGGACAACAGUCACUUUUAUUUCUCAGCAGCAUCGUGGCCCAGCAGGUGAGCCAGGCUGUUCCUCGCCAUAGCCAACGGCGAGGGGAGAGCAGGGCAAGGGGCAGUCGCCUUUCUCCCUUUCCCAGGUAGCUGCCACGUUAAAGAAAUCAGACUGUCCUGGUGGAACCUGCCUUGCCUCACUGUAUUUAUCCCUGUCUUGUUUUUGGUGUGUCUCUUUUUACAUUUCUACUCCAACUAUUAUUUUAGGGCUUUUGGCUUGCCCGUCCCAGGUGCGUGGCCUCCAGCCCCUUGUUAAGAAAGGGCAAGGCUGGAAAGCAGUAUUCAUUCUAGAGGUCAGCAAAAUUGGAAGCGCUUCGGCUACUGAAAGUAAGAUUUAGCAGCUGUGAGGUCUGCAUUACUCUUAAUGUGUUGGAAGAAGGUUUGGAGGGGUCUUCUGGGGAGAGGCAUCUUUUGACCGGGACAGGUCAGGGCGCUCUGACUUCAGACCGGUGCACUGCCGUGCUUUGGCUGUUGCCAAGCUUUAGGAAGAGGUUUGUGGACUGGCUGAACAGAGGAGUUAGAGGCUGGCUACCAAAGUCGUCCUUCACCCCAGCUCUCCCUUGACACGCACUUGAUAUUUUAUAACAGCAAUAUGGUUUACCGAGAUACUAUAAUCCCAGCCAAGCAAUCAUGGGUGGUUGCUUUUAAACUUGUUUCUACAAACUAAUUUGAUAAGUUUUUUAUCGAUGAAACGCAAAAAGAAAACCUUACUUUAUUUCCUUCUAAGGGUUUGGGAAUCUUCAUGGUUCCUAGAGCAAUCACGACUCUGUCCCCUUGCAUGGACUUCAAGUUCUAAGCAGUUCUGACGUUUAGAGCAAGUUUGGCAAACCCAGAGAGACAUGCCUGCCUUGUGUAUCAUAGGUGUUUGCACGUGCUUACGUGUUUCAUAAAUGGAACAGCAUGGGACAGGUAGAGAAGUGCAAAUAUCUCGACAUCUUUUGAAGAAGUCUUCUUUUUAAAAAUAUGCAAUACUUCAAGAGUUUUCUUUGGUUCUGGUGCCGAAUUGUUCACGGUGGAGAGGAAAAUGAGCGACAUGUUGCGCAGAUUGGGUUUGGAAGAGGACGUUUGUUUGAAGGGAUUCUCUGGAGGAUGUCUAAUGUGUAUAAUAAGGAAGGAUGAGGUUCUGAUCCUUAAGAUGAUGGGAGGAACAAUGAGACAUUGAAAAAGUAACAUUCCAUCCUGCUUUCACAAAGGAAGCCAGGCAAGCGGUUACGGCGUGGGCUUGGCAGGCGGCAGGCUUCCCAAGUGAAACUGCAGCUUGUCCUGUCGUCCUGCUGUCUGACUGCACCCUGGUGGGCACGGGGAACACCCCUGGCCCUGCUCUCCCCAGUCCAGACUGGGACUCGUGAUCAUUUUCCUACCUCCUUAAAGGCAAGAAUUUGGAGAAGAGGGAAGUACUCUUACCUUGCUUCUGCUUUGUGCAGGUGAGGGGUCUCACUGUUCCUCCCACGUCUCUCAGAAGGCAGACGUGGCUCUAAUGAAUGUUUUUUUGUGUGCGGGGGAGGGAAGGGCUUGGUGUUCAUCAGCAGUACUAGGGAUGUGCUCCUCAGAGGAACCUCGGCCAGUGUUCCGAGCAGGGAGCCUGCGGAGUACAAGUUCACUGAGCAUUUUGGACAGGAAAACUGAUAUCUCGCCUCCAUUUUCCUUCCUCUUCUUCUUUCUCUCUUGUCAAGUGCAUCAUCACGUGGGGAAUGACUCUCUGAGCAGCCACCCCAUUCAGUUUCCUAUCAGAGGUCAAGCAGUACGGUCGCUGGAGAGCAGUGACAACAGAUGAGAGCUCAGAGGUGGCUGAGGCAGGCUGUGUUGCAAUUGAGGUGUGGGGGGAGUGGAGAUAUGCAGAGUAUGCUGCUUUAGUCAUAGCUUUUGAAGUUACCAAAAAUCAUUAAGAGAAAGAGUUACAAACUUUGAAAUGCUAUCCUGUUCACACUAGAGAGCGUCAGAAGUUACUUUAGUUGCUUAAAAGAUUUUUAAGUGUUUUAAAAUAGAUCUUUUAAAAGAAUACUACCAAACUAUAAAAACAUAAAAUUAUUUAUAUACAUAUAUUAUAUAUAAAUAUAGUGGGAAAGUUUCCCUGCUAAGCUUGCUGUGAAGAGAGGGGUGAAGGUGCAGUAACUGCUAUACGAGCAGCAUUGGUCUGAAACAGAUGGCAACCGAUCCAUCAGUGCGUAGCGAUGGAGAUGAGAUGGUGAAUGCCUUACUUGUAUGGCAUAGCUGCGAGUUUCUCAAGCAGAUUUUUGGGCUUUUUUUUUACUGUAUUGAUACUGUGAAUGGAGGAGCAUCCACAGCCCAGGUUGGAAUCCUGUUGGGCUGAUUCGCUACUUCUGAUUGGCCUGGUGAAAAUCAUUACCUUGUUCCUUCAUAUUGUUCUAGGCUAGUCUGAAAACAAAGCUUGUGAAAGGUCUUUAUUUUUUCCUCUGGGUUUUUUUGUUUUGUUUUGUUUUGUUUUAGUGCAGAGGUUGCCACUGUAUAAAUGAUCAUUUCUGAUUGCAUGCAAAAGAGCCAAUAUUCUUGCCCAGGCCUCACCGAGGUGAAGUUUAUAGCUUGUAGCUAGAGUCAGUAUAAGGUAAGGUAGUGGGAAUCAUUUUAAUAUUAUUUCUGUACAUUUAAUGGAUGUGUAUAUGUAUGUAUGUGUGGAAAUCACGGUGCCUCUGACAUUUUCUCGAGCAGUGCUGAAAGCAGUCGAAGCCCAUCUGCACCAGGAGAGGGAAUCGGUUCGGAGGGAAUUGUUCACCUAACUUUUCUUUCGGCGAUUGAUUGCUCGGUGCAGACAGGGCUGCGAUUGGAGAGUAAAGGGUUGGAGGUCGCGUGCAGUGUGGCCAAACCUGGGCUGAGCUUCCCGGCUUGGCAGAGCUGCUCGGUGUGGUGAUGGCGUCCUUGGUUGUGCCGAGCUCUUUGCGGUCGCGCCGAAGCUGUGGAGGAACAGACGCCGGCUUUCCAAGUACGAAUGCUUCUGUGACGGGUUGAGGCACAGCUUUGCGUUUCCACGUCUGGCUGCGGCUUUUUCCCCUUUGCCAAAACUGUGAUUUCAACUGUGAUUCAAGGAGGUUGUGAAGCGAAGUGUUGUCGUGAUACCUCUGUAACUUAACAUUUCUGCCAACUUCAGCUGGGGCUCACUGACCCGUUUGUUUGCUUGCCUCAGGCGGCAGUGGGGACGUCCUCUAUUUGUGCAGGCUUCAGCGUCAGAGGGAGAACACAUUUCUUAACUCUUUUAGUUUCUUACCUCUUUUAGUUUCUUUUAGUUUCUUUGCUGUGGCAAAGAAACCUUCCUCAUGCCAAGUGUAACGCUUCUCCCUAAGCAGCCUGCAGAAAGCCCUGAGUGACAGCAGAGCAAAGCGCUCGGACGGUCCCCGCUGCCGCCAGCUGCCCUGUGAAUAGCUGUGAAAAUAAUGAGAAUUAUGUUAGUACUGUGCUGCUGCUUUGAGAAAAGCCGAGCCUUCCUCUGGGGAGGAAUGGCUGGGAGAGAGACGAGCAAAAUGUCUUGCUGUUCUCCUGCAACAGGAGCUCGGGACAGCAAGCAGGGCUGCUUCGUUCCAGCAGCUGGCGAGGGAUGAGCAAAGAGGGCUCGUGAAAUGGGAAUUCAUCACAGCAGGGUGACAGCACGCUUAGAGACACAGAAUGAGAGCCAGUGCUGGGGCAGGUCGGCGGGGCAGGCCCCAGCGCUUGUCCUGCACUGAGCUGCACCAGUGCUGUGGUUACCAUGUCAGGAACAUUUUGAGGAUGGGAGAAAUCCAGGGGCUUUGGUUCAGGAAAUGUCUCGUGUUUUAUUUGGGCUUGGGCUCCGAGUUCCCCCAGGAGCUGAGCCAUAACCACAGCCAGAAAUCUGGGGUCUUCCGUGGAGCUGUUACUGCUCUGAAAUAAUCUGAGGAGUCUGCCAUCUCUUGCCAGCCGCCUCGGGUUUGUCGAUGAAAAGCUCUCUUGUGUGAAAUAUAGGGAAAAUCAGAGGGUAUAGGAGUGCCUGAACUGCGGGGGUUGGGGUGCUAGUUGGAGGAGAGGUGCCGGGAGAGGAAGGCCUGGCGGCAUCUUAUUUCUGAGCAUAGGAUUGAUUGGGUUGGUUUCAUUGUGCAAAUUGUGAAUGCUGCCAUUGCGAGGAUGGUGGCUGUGAUGGAAGCAGGGCUGGGCUGCGUGCUGGUCCCACACAGGUACUGGAGGUCUUCCUGCUGAUCUGAAGGUACCAGAGCUCUGUCUGCUGGGGAGCUGCCAUGCGGUUCCUGCCAUUUCUUUGUGUCAGAUCCGACCAUGGCUUUUUUUUAGGUUGAACUAAAAGAUAUCCGACUGUAAUCUUCACUGACCUGUUUGACUUUUUAUUCCUAGGGACUGUAGAAAAUUCAGGUUUCAUCUAACAUUAUCCUCAUCCCAACUGUGAACACGUUACUACUGCUUCUUAUAAUUUAUUACCUUUCCGUUCCUGAACGUCUGUGCGAUCCGGCUGUUUACCAGUGCCACCUUCCAGUGCUCCAUUAGUUUUCAUGCACAGGGAAUUGUUGCAAUGGAUAAGCUGACCAUGCUAGUUGGAAGAGUAGAAGCUUUUGCAGAGUGAUUUUUGCUUCCUCUAGCUGUCAUUAGGGAAUGCACACACACAUACUGUAUAUACAUAUAUAUGUAUACAUAUAUAAAGUGUUUCAAUAUAAGCUCAUUUAGCAUUAUUCUUAUUUAAUUUAUAUUUUAAUCCAGUUGUAAACCAAAGUAUUACAGCUUAUGAAAUGAUGUGUCUUGGAAACAGGAGGAACCAUUUGAGGUGGGAGUUCCAAAAGAUCUGUAUUGACAAAAAUACGGAUACAAGUAAGGUGUAAGAGUUUGCUCUGGUGAACCUUAGGGAUUUGGAACCUUGGGCAGGUUUAAGAUUUUCUGGAUAAGGUUUGACUGAGGGGAGGCAGUGUGAGUUACUGUUUUAAAGCUCUGUUUUUUUUCUCACCCAGUCUGACUUGGUGUUGGAGGAGCUGCUUCAGGAACAGUGCAGCUGGCACUUCAGCUACCUUUGCUGGACGAAGCAGGACUUCCCUGCAGGGGAACUGAGGCCUGGAUUUGCUGCCCUCCCUUCUUGUCGCAGGACUGGAGGAGUUUUUGUUGGGACAGGCUGUGUCUGUGCUGGCUGUGGCUCUGCCUCCAUCUCCCCCAGCCUGCUGUUCCUGGCUGCGGUGGGUCAGGGCUGGGAGGUUUGCACUGAGGUGGAGGAGAGCUGCAGCCAGGCGCAGUGCUGCAGGGCUCUGGCUCACGUGUGCUGUCACAGCAAUUACAGCCAUCCCUGAUGGUCUUCAGGGCCUUCUGAAGGCCUCUGAACAGCCCUGAGGUACAGAGAAAUGGUUUUGUUAAACAGAAUCGAGGCUUAAAACUUGCCAUGUUCUUCAUGGCACUUAGCUGUUUUGUGGAAAACAAGUGUAUUCUGGCAAGCCCAGAAAUAAAAAGAGGGAAGGCAGCAAAUCAGAAUGUAGUCUGGCACAACCAGGAGCAAGAGAAGGGCCACACAGAGCUGCCAGUGUGUUUAGUGGCCAAUGAGGUGCCGUAGCAAACAGGCGCUUGCUGCUGACUGAUGUUGAGAGGCGUGUUUGUUUUUCAGUAAUCUCUAUGGAGGGGCACAUUUUGCUGUCACCAAUGGAAGUAAGGUCAGAGAUAAAAUCUUGCUAAUCGUUCUGCAUGGGAGAGUAAUUGCCUAUCCAAGGAAGGCACAAAUUCUGCAGCCGGCUCUACCGCAAUGUCUCUUGCAGGCUUGGCAGCGGCCGUGCCUCCUCUCAGAGCCUCUUUUUGUAGCAGGCUGCCCUGCGUCCUUGCACCGAGCAGCAAUGAGCCGCCCACCCGCUGCUGCUGAUCAAAUAGGUUCCCUUCAUACUCUCCUGCAGGAUUAGUGCGUGCUCACAGCUCGGGGUGUACACACAGUACCAUUUUUAGCUCCUGAGUUCAGAUCUGGCAAAUAUAAAAAGCCUGUAAGCUAAUCUAUGUCUGAUUGCAGGUGCUGGGCACUGGGGCUGAGCCCAGGAGCCCUGCUGUGCCGCAUUCCUUCUAUGUGAAGGACAGGGAGCAGAGAAGACAGAGCCGGGCACAUCUCCGAGGUGCACGGUGCAAGGAGCAGCAGCAGGCAGGAGCUAAUGCAUGGGAUGUGCAGGUUAGGUGUAACGGAGAAGCUUCUUCACCCUGAGCACAGCCAAACACUGAAUAGGUUAUCCACAGAGGCUGGGGGACCUCCCCCCUGCCUGAAGGUAGCCCCGAGCCAGCUGCCUGAAGGUGGCCCUGCCCUGAGGUGGGAGCUGGGGGUCCCUGUCCCUGUGCUGUGCUACAUGAAGCGAGGGGCAGAGGCUCCAACCCUGCCCAUGCAUUACCAUUGUAUUUUCAUUUGCCAGUGAUAGACCUGUGACACAGCAUCUUGUCUGCAGUGGUCUGUGCAGAGGCUCGGUGCUUGCCGUGCCUGAGUGCAGCAGCUUGUGUUCCUUGGACUAAGCCAAGCUAUAUUUCUGUUAGACUUGUAUUUUAUUUUGAAGAAUUACCAUGUAACAAUGGGCAGCUAUAACAGGCUGCCUAGUUCGUAUCAGUUAAGCUUUUGAAACAUAUUCAGGUAUCAUUUAAGUACUGCUGUGUAACUCCUCGUUUAACCUGACAUACUCUGAGUUAAUCGUGUUUCUGCAGUUGUCUACGUCAGUACUUUAAAGCAAAUCAGUGUAUUUUUUUUUUUUGCAGACUGUCAGUUAUGUUAAGCUUCCAACUUUACGUAGAUUUUGUACUUAACCCCCCUCAGUUUUACAGUUAAAUGUCUUCAUUAUUUUUAUUAUUAAUUGAGUGAAGCUUAUUUAUUUGAACCUUCCUGUUACAUUUGCAGUCAGACCCAGUACCAUUGGCCACGGCCCACGAAACUGUGAAACUAAUUGUAAAGUAAGAAUGAAGCUAGAUUGGUGAAUUACUUGUGAUUAUAAAAUGCAGUGAGUAGCAGCAUCAGAAUAGGAUUAAAGCUGCUGAGGCUGGGGGAGGAAUCAUGAAACUAUAGCUGGGAAACCUCUGUGGGAACAUCACCUGAAGAUGUUUCUGCACCAGUUCCCCACUUGGCAAAGUUCAGGAGCUGUCCUGAGACAGAGAGUUUUGUCUGGGGCCUGCGUGCUAGUCGGUGUGUUGCAGGCAUUGGUUUGGUAUGGGUGCUCUGUGAUGCCAUUUCCUUAGUGCUAACGCAUCUGAGGCAACUCUGGAUUACUGUGAAGCUUUUAUUUAACGCUCCAUUGCGUGGGAGUUGGUAUCUGAACAAUCGUUGGUUUGACAGAGGUGAGGGCUGAGGCAGCAACUGUGUGACACUAACAAAACGGGAUGGUGCAAUUCUCUGAAGGACAGCUCUGGUUUUGGCCCAGAGUGUGCUUGGGGAGCAGUGGAGCUGCUGGCCGUUCGGCCCCUGGCAUAAGGCAAACACCUCUUGGCUCCCCGAAUUUUGAGCCUGGGGAAGAAGCUCUGUUGGCAGAGAGCAAGUGCCAGAGAGAUAUUUGAAAGUGCAAGGGAACGCUGUCAUUAAAUAACACACGCUUCUUGUGUACGUAGAACUGCUGCUGGUUAGGAUGAACUGAGGAGCAAGAGGGAUCCUCUGUGGUGGAAACUGAGGAUGAGAACCACGCACAGCUCCCUGCUCCUGCGGUCACUUCUCCACCGCCUGUAACACAAGGUGAAGCCCUGUUGUAGCCCAAGGUGCUCUCUGCCCCCAACUUCCCCCAGCAUCACCCUCCUCUUUCCUGUACAACACUGUGAAUGACACCAGUCACUCUUUUAAUGCUCCCAUCCAGCUUGCUGGGAGCACGAAGUGCUGCCCUACAUGGUGAUGCUGGGGGAGAUAGGACUGAGGGCUCUGUCUGCACACAGGGACAGCUGCGGCCCAGUGCUCCAUGCAGAGGCGUUGGCACACAGUUAACGACGUAAGCAGCUUUGUGUAGCAAUUUGCUAAUCACGCCUGAUUUCCUAAUGAACUAAACUGACAAUCAAUUUCUAAAAUAUAAGAGCUUCUUGGAGGUAAUAGUCGAGGAUGUCUUCACCAGGAGGAUUUAACUGGGAUAACUUUAUAAAGAGCACAGGAGCUUUUCCGUUCUGUAUCUAAGCAAUCACUCCAGAAAGUGUGUUGCAUUAAGCAGCAGAGUCCCAGGACAGUAACUACCUCUCUCUCUCUUAGAGUGCUGAGGUUGCCACGCUACGUGCUGUCAGCAAAGCAUUCACUUUGGAUUUGUUUUCCUUACCUCCGUGUGGCAGCAGCACAGGGGAGCUCUAGAGCAGGGAAAUGGCACUGGGGAGCACCCUGCAGUGCCAGCAGCUCUCUGUGAGCCCCGUGGGUCUGUAUGUCACAGCGAGGCUCCCAGGGUUACGUGCUCUGCACUGGGAGGGAUGGAGGGCGUGAGGGUGAGGAGGACCCACCUCCCUCCCACCCCAAGGGAGCAGGCAGCAGCAAAAAGCAAUAAAUUCAAUAACAAUAACAACUUUUAUAAGUCGGUCAUUACUCAGCAGAUGUGACUCCCUGGUUUUAUGUCUUGUACAAAUAUACAGGGAGCAGAUCUGACCUGUGAAAAGGUGCCAUUUUUUUUUUUUCAAUUUUUUAUUUUUAAUUAAACAGAGUCCCUUUCCAAACUAGAACAGCACUUUAAAAUAGGUUCCUCUUUAAGAAAACAAAAAAAAAAAAAAAAAAAAAAAAGGAAAAAAAAAAGGAAAAAAAAAAGAAAAAACAAAAAAAGAAAAACCCUUUACUGAAGAAAUGCACUUUAACUGGUAGGUGAGCAUGGCUGCUGUUGAGGCGGCCGUCCUGGCGGAGGCUCGCUGUCAGCCAGAGCCCAGGGAGCAGCACUGCCCAACGCACGGUGCCCACGUGCCCGCGCACUACUGCAGCUCUACCUCCCACUGCGUGCCCCUGGGCCUGUGCUGCUGCAGGAGUCCCACCCGAAGGCAACAGCAGGAUGGGGCCUGUUGCAAUCCGGGUUGUAAAUCGGUCACAAAAACAAAACCCGGCACCACCUUUGCCUGUAGGGAGAAUUUAACCCAUUUACAGUAGGUCAGACGGUGCCCCCAGGUCCAGCGCAGCACAGGGCUGAGCUAAGGUGAGGCUGUUCCUGGGGGUGUGAGGUUUUUCAUAUUGUGGAUAUGGAGCCCUCAGCAGUUGAGUAUUUAAAAAUAAUAAUAGUCCAAGUUCACGUGUCCCCUGUUGAUUCCGCUCAGAGCUGGGUUGCAGAGUAAGCAUUUGUAAGAGAAAUUGUGCUGUCACCAUCGACUCUUGGCUUAUAACUUGAACGCGUAGGACACGCGUCCUCACCCUCAAGACUUAUUCUCACACUUAAGAAAAUUUCCUGCUGUACUAAUUAUUGUUUAUUUUUAAUUUUAUUCUUGGUUGCAAUGGAAAAAAAAGAUAAAAAAGAAGUCUGUACUCACACUCGGUCUGCAGUAGGUUGCAGCAUGGUCCUGCUGUUGUCAGCGAUCCCACCAGCCGUCCCUGUGCUGCUCCGUGCCCCAUGGGAUGGGCAGGGGCUGCAGUGUGAGCAGCAGAGCUGUGGCAGGGGCACAAGGCCGAGGCGGAGGGGUUGUGCAGUUGUACAAUUGCAUUUCAGCAGCUCAGCAAAUAAGUGCUCUCGUCAGACAGCUUUAAGAACAAUGUGAAUGAAAAAAUCUAGCGAUUUGGGUAGGAAUCUUUGAAAAUUCUAGCAAUGUAUACUUGAACUUCUGUUUGUAUCAAAAACAAAUUGCAUUUUUUUUCUUUCUUUUAACACGGUGUAAAAGAACAUUAUGCAUGUGAGUGGUUUGAGAAUUAAAUGGUUUAAUACUCA